This is a messenger RNA of Hylaeus anthracinus, 2557 nucleotides long. It is a transcript of the gene Taz, whose product is annotated as tafazzin. The record is from RefSeq and is a predicted model, not a curated record. Gene Ontology annotation, biological process: cardiolipin acyl-chain remodeling; inner mitochondrial membrane organization. The coding region runs from base 166 to 1020 and encodes 284 amino acids. The transcript has 6 exons. Gene Ontology annotation, cellular component: mitochondrial membrane. Gene Ontology annotation, molecular function: 1-acylglycerophosphocholine O-acyltransferase activity. NCBI's taxonomy places the organism in Eukaryota, Metazoa, Arthropoda, Insecta, Hymenoptera, Colletidae.
ACGUGACGGUUAUCGAGAAAUAUGGCGUGAAGUUGGCACGAAGAUGGUUGUCGCGAGUUACGAAAGAGUCGACGAUUUCUCGCGGGGAAGUCGCUUCCCAAUCGUCCGGAAAAAGUGCCGCGCUGCUGUUUUCCCUCUUGAAUCCAGCCCGCGUAAGAUAGUGCAAUGCUAUACAACAUCAAGUGGAUCAUACCGAAGCUUCGAAGUUCGACCAGGCUCUGGAACAUUGCGAGCAGUAUAACCUUCGCUGCAGUAGGGAUUUUCUCAAAAAUCAUUAUAGGUAGAAUACUGUAUGCGUUACCGCCCAACGAAGGGCGCAGGAAAUCAGUCGUUGGCCCUUGCUGGCCUUUCAAAUGGCUGAACAGAACGACGGUACACAACAAGCACAUCAUAACACAGGCGUUAGACAACCGGCCGAAAAAUGUCCCCCUCAUCACCGUGUCGAAUCAUCACAGUUGUUUCGACGAUCCGGGCAUAUGGGCGACACUGGACCUGAGGCAUCUCCUGAAUCGACGUAAGAUGAGAUGGUCGCUCGCUGCUCACGACAUUUGUUUCACGAAUAUCUGGCAUUCCUACUUCUUUAUGCUGGGCAAGUGCAUUCCCGUAAUCAGGGGUGGCGGAGUCUAUCAGGAAGCGAUGGAUUUUUGCAUCGAGAAGCUGGCCUCUGGGGAUUGGGUUCAUGUUUUUCCCGAGGGGAAGGUGAACAUGCUCAAAGAGAACAUGAGGUUAAAAUGGGGCGUGGGAAGGUUAAUAUUGGAGUCACCCGUUCCACCUUUAGUGAUUCCAAUUUAUCAUCUUGGCAUGGACCAAGUUCUCCCCAACGAACCACCCUACAUACUGAGACUACGGAAAAAGGUCACCAUGAAUUACGGUGAACCCAUAGACUUUAGCGAAUUAGUGCAAGAAUUACGUACAUCGAAAGCAACGGAGAUGGAAGCGAGGAAAGCGAUCACGGAUCGUAUCCAGGAAGAGCUCCUAAGAUUAAAAUCUGUCACCGAGGAACUUCACGAAAAGUUAUGAUGGUCGAUAGGGGGGCCGCCGCAUUAUCAUCCCCAAUCAGCUUUAAUUAGUCAACAAAAUAAAAAUGCAAUUUUUAAUAUGACACUAGGUGGAAUUUCGUGCUAGGUUUUUUAAUCAGAGGUGAUUACCUAAGGACAACACGUUUAGCGAUAUAUGUGCAAUUGUGCAACACAAUACACACGCUGGACAUGAGUGAUUUAGACUCUCUAAAAGGAAAAUGGCUACGUUCGUCACGCUUGGUUUCGGAUUUUAAUUUAAAUACGAGUCAUCCCGACUUAACUAAUAAUGCCAUAUAUGUUUUCAUGGGCUGCAGUGAGCUCGUACGCAACAAUGUACAUACAUACACACGUUGUACAUAGAACGAACUAUCGGAAACGUGUUAUAUACAAACUCACAGGAGAUUCUUCAUAGAAGAACCGUUAAGACAAUCACAAAUUAUAGAAGGUCCUGAAUAUAGUAUCCCAACUGUGCCAGCUGGACCAUUUAGUCUGGGCCACAACCUUACAAGUGCCUUAAUUUACACAAAAAGGAUAGUUAAGGAAUUUAUAUGGUAUUGUAAUCAGUUUUUGUAUGACUAGUAAUAUUAUGCUACAUCCUGGAACUGCUAGUUGGACUCAUUGGUAAGGCUUAGCUGGCAUGUCCUAUCUUAGACGGGACGCUAUUAAUCGUUUAUAGUAAGGAGAUAGACAUAAUUCUUAUUUAGUAGAUAUAGUUUCAAGUUAUUAUACGCAAUUUCCAUUCAUCAUCUAGUGUUUGUCUCCACAACCUAACACAGGAUUAUUUGUGCGUCUCGUUUAAAACAGGAAUUGUCAGAUAAGCGUCCCGAUGAACUCGACUAGUAGAUUCAUGAUAAAAGUCAGAACUAUUCCUCGUUGUACCAAAAAAAUUACUUAUUACGCAAAAUAUAGCUUUUUUAAUAUAUCGGUAACCUUUAUAGAUUAUGUGGUUUGGCCUCUUCCGAACUAUAAGAGGCCUUGCCUCCUUACACCGAAUUUAGGAUUCAAAUGGUGUAGAGCUUCACAAUUUGUGACCGCAUACUAGCGUAAUAUAAUUUUGUUCGUUGGAUGAAUUUACUCUGCAUAUAUAUUGAAAAAGAGGUCGCGUAACUUUUGUAUCGCUACGCACAAAUGGAAUACAAUUAUACUGAAAAGAAAUGUGACGUUGAAUGAAGGAGAAAGUAAAACAAGAUUCAAUUAACACCCAACGUAUCUGUUAAAUUCUCAAGGAAAAUACAAUACUAACGUUUAUGAUCUAAGAUCACACAUUAAGACAGCUAUGUUCGCAUACACUGACAUAUAUUUUUGAUAUACCGAGAAUUUACAAUAUAGUUGUAAACAUACUUCGAAUGAUAAAAAUAACGCAGAGAUAUGCACAUUUUGUUAUUUAUUAAAUUCUUGUAGCGAGUAGUAAAAUAUCUCGUACGUGAAAACUAUCUUCUUCUGUUUCAAAUUUAUAUUGAAUAAGAUUAUUAUUGAAAAUGUAAUGUGAUAUCUUUUUUACAUGACUAUUUCGUUUGAAUAAAUUAUUUCUCAUGUUA